Molecule: messenger RNA, 210 nt
Organism: Paracoccidioides brasiliensis Pb18
Exons: 1
Coding region: 1-210 (69 amino acids)
Source: RefSeq, a predicted model, not a curated record
AUGGAUCUCAUAAUCUCAUCUCAUCUCACCCCAUAUCACACCCGCAUCUCAUCACUGGGAACAGAGAGGCAACAGAAACGUAAUGCCAACAUCAACAUCAACCAUGGCCAGGGGCAGGGGCAGGCCAAAAGAGAAGUGAAGAAAUCUCCAACGUCUCGCCAGCCGCGUGAGUUCAUUGGGGGCGUUUCAAAAUGGUGGCUGCAGGUUUGA